Molecule: messenger RNA, 864 nt
Organism: Vigna radiata var. radiata (mung bean)
Lineage: Eukaryota; Viridiplantae; Streptophyta; Magnoliopsida; Fabales; Fabaceae
Exons: 1
Coding region: 1-864 (287 amino acids)
Molecular function (GO): zinc ion binding; nucleic acid binding
Source: RefSeq, a predicted model, not a curated record
AUGGUAGGAAUGAUACAAGGCAACUUAUCGGUGUUCGAUGGUAAGCACUAUGAUGAUUGGUGUGUGAAGAUGGAUGUCAUCAUGGGCUAUCAAGAAGUCGAUGAGAUUGUCAAGAAAGGUCUUAAAGAACCUUCAAAAGGAGAUUCGGAAGAAGUGAAGAAAAGCUACAAAGAAAACAAGAAACUGGACUGUAAGGCACACAUGCUGCUGCAUCAAUGCGUUUCUCCAGCAAUCUUCCAAAAGGUAUCGAAAGCAGCCACAACCAAGGAAGCGUGGGAUAUACAACAAGAGGGAUAUGGAAAUUCUGGAAAAAUUAAGAAGGUCAGGUUACAAUCACUGCAAAGGCAAUAUGAGCUCCUGAGUAUGGAAAAGCAAGAAACGAUUGAAGAAUAUGUUGGAAGAAUUCAGAUCAUGGUAAAUGCAAUGCGGGGUUGUGACAAGAUUGUAAAAGACAAGAAGAUUGUGCAUAAAAUUUUGAGAACGUUGACACCUCAGUAUGACCACAUUGUUGUGACUAUAGAAGAAAGCAAAGACUUGGAAACGUUGAGAGUGGAAGAACUACAAAACUCACUUACAGCGUAUGAGCAACGGUUGAUCGAGAGAAAGGCUGCAGAAAAAGGCGCUACACAGAGCACGAACCAAGCUUUGCAGGCUAGAGGCAACAAGAAUUUCAAGAACCGUGGAAGAGAAAGAGGAAGAUCACAUGGUGGUCGAACUGGAGGCAAAAUGAGUAACUCCUCGGAAAGAGAAGGAAAUAGUAGAGGGGGAAGAAAGUCAAGAGGAAGAGGUAGAAAGAACUAUGAUAAAAGAAAUGUUCAGUGCUUUAACUGCAGCAAAUACGGACAUUACACAUCUGAGUGCUGA